GGUGUUUCGUCGCUCUCUGGCGGGGCGUCAGCUCCAGAGACCGGGGGAGGGUAAGAACCGUAUUACCGGUCGGCUCCUCGCAGGUUCAGUCCGCCGACAUGAGGCUCCGUCUGGCCGGGGCCGUGCUGCUGACGGCGGCCGCAUACUACGUCUACCUGCCGCUGCCCACGGGAGUCUGCGAGCCGUGGAAGCUGAUGCUGCUGGACGCGCUGUUUAGGAGCUUCAUGAAAGCGAGUGACAUAGCCCACGCUCUGGGGGUGUGUCACCGGCUCCACAUGUUGAACCAGGUGGUCUCCUGGUUGGAGGAGAUCGAGGCUCGGUCCAGUCCCACCCUGCAUGUGACGGACUUCGACCUGGGCGGCGUUCCCGCCCGGGUCUUCCAGCCGAAAGGGGGGAAGCAGCUGAAGAGAGGGGUCAUAUACUUCCACGGGGGAGGAUGGGCCCUCGGCAGCGGACGGAUGCGAUCGUACGACCUUCUUUGUCGGAAAAUGGCGGAGGACCUGGACUCUGUCGUCAUGUCUGUUGAUUACCGUCUCGCUCCGGAGGCGGUGUUCCCGGAUCAGUACCACGAUGCGUUGGCGGCGUCGCGGGCCUUCCUCUCCUCUGAGGUUUUGGAACGUUACAGCAUCGACCCACAGAGGGUGUGCGUGUCGGGUGACAGCGCCGGGGGGAAUCUGGCCGCUGCUGUGGCCCAGGAGCUCAGCUCAGACGACACUCUGGCGGUGAAGUUCAAAACCCAGGCUCUGGUCUACCCUGUGCUGCAGGCGCUGGACUUCUACACCCCGUCCUACCAGCAGAACCGCGCCGUGCCCAUCCUCUACAGACCCUACAUGGCUCGCUUCUGGCUGGAGUACCUGGGCGCCGAUCGCUCCCUGGAGCCCCUCCUCCUCGCUAACAACCACAGCUCCCUAGACCAACCGGACAUCGGCGCCAGCACCCGAUCAAAACUGGACUGGACCGCUUUGCUCCCGUCCGAGCGCAGGAAGCACUUCAGGCCGGUUUUGAAGGAAACGGGGUCACCUGGAGUGAUGGGUGUGGUGCCGGGGCUGGUGGACGUGAGGGCGGCGCCCCUGCUGGCGGAGCAGGAGGUUCUGGGUCGGACACCUAAAGCGUACGUGAUGACGUGUGAGUUCGACGUGCUGAGAGACGACGGGUUGAUGUACGUGAGGCGCCUGCAGGACGCCGGCGUCUCGGUGACCAGCGAUCACUACGAGGACGGCUUUCACGGCUGCAUGGUGUUCGCCUUCCUACCGAUGAUGUCUGGAGUCGGACAGAGGAGCAUGGAGAACUACAUCCGCUGGCUGGACCAGAAUCUGUAGACUAGGAGUGCUGCAGAUCCUCUAACGGUCUGCGGGGAGAGUGUGUGGCACCAAAGACAUCCUGGAGCAGAAAGUCUGGUACUUCAGAGAGCUCCUCUUGGAUCUGUAGAGCGGGAAAGUCUUUGGUUUUUGUUAAUGGAACACACAAGGACGAGCGGAUCACAAAUCAGGCCUGUGAAUGUAGAGAAGGUUGAUCUGCUGUCCUCAGCUGAUGGAAAAAAGAAAAUCUAUGUGAAGUUUAAGAUUUUAAAACACAGAACUACAAAUUUAAAAAAAGAGAUGUUCCUGCUUUGAAGCUGCUCGCACAUUUAUCACGGGUAGAAGUUCUCACUAACUCGUCCUCAGUGUGAGGAUUUAAAGGUUUCUCCACUAGAGGGCAGACCGGACCAAAUCAUGCAGAAAGUCUUCCUCAGAGAAACUCUGAUUCUGCUAAAUGUAAACAAACAGAAAAACACUAAAGAGGCAUUUUUAGAUUCUCUCUUUCACUCUUUUAGUAUCACCUUUCAGUCAGACGUGUGUGAGAAUCACUGAAGCACAAAGCUUUCACACUGAAACCAAAAUGUUUCAAAUCAAGUGACCAAAGAAGUGAAGCUUUCACACUAACCACAGAAUCCAACGGUCUGCAGAACGACGGGAAACUGGAGGCUCAUUAUUCACAACAAAUCCAGCAUGUUCACGAUGUCUGUGCAUUCAACUCAACUUUAUUUAUACAGCAGAUUUCAUACAAACAAACAUGCAGCUUAAAGUGCUUCACAGAAUAACAGAGAGACAGAAAACUACAGAGAUGGGUAAAAUAAUAAAAGAUGUAAUGAUAAAUAAAAUACUUAAAAAUAAAAUAAAUAAGAGUACAAAGCAACAUUUUAAGUACAUUUUUAAGUAAAAAAAAUCUGAUAAAUACAAGAAUUAAAUAGAUCACUCAAUAAAUAAGAUUAAUAAAUGUUUAAAUUAUUAUUUAAAGGGUUAAAAUAAAUUUAUUCUCAAAAUAAAAAGUUAGAUUUUUGGCCUUUUUGCCUUUAUUGAUAGAACAGCUGAAGAGAGGCAGGAAAUGUGGGGAGUAGAGAGCGGGGGAAGACAUGCAGGAAAUUGACGACCGGCCGGGAGUCGAACCGGUGACCCCUGUGAUGAGGACUUUAGCCUCUAAAUGUGGGGUGCUUAGACCGCUAGGCCACCAGCACCCCAUUAAAACACUUUUUAAACGUCAGGAGCAGCGCAGUGAAGACGAUUCAGAGACUGAGACAAACACUAAAACUGAUUUAAAUACCAGUUUGAACAGGGAUGUGCAAACAGUUCAUCAGUAUGGUCACCAAAGUUGCACAUUUUCUUUAGCUUGAAGGACAACAGACCUUUGCUGAAUUAGUCGUGCACAAAUCUAAUAAUGCAAAGAUAAAAUGAAGUAUUUGAGAAUCAUUUUACAUUGUUUAUAUUUUAACCAGAGCUGCAGACAGCUCUUUAAAAAGCUCCUGUGUGGAGUUUAAAGCUGGUAAUGAAACAACCUGAAAUGAACACUGAGGCAUCUUUAAUAUCCAGAUUAUUCUCAAUAAGUGAGACAUGUGACCAGUAAAAGAAUCAUGGUGAUCUAAAUAAAUUAAAUCAAUAAAAUUAAAUUAAUUCAGAGAAAUGACAGAAAAUAAAAUGAUAUCAAUCAAAUAAAAAACAUCAGAUAAUUAUCAGAAAAUAAAAUGAAUAUAUAAUAAUAUUGAAUAUAGAAAAUGAAUAAAAAUGAUGCUAAAACAUUGGUAAUACUGAGAAUUAUGCAGUCCAGGGCUUGAAGGAGAUUAUUCCAAGUUAAAAGCCAGAUUAGAAAGUUAAGCCUUUAAAAACACAGAGCUGGCUGUUCUGAUGUCCAGUCUCAUGGGUCCUGUAACGUGGAGUUAUAUCUCGACUUGUGGUGAUGUAAAGAGACCUAAAAAAUAGCUUCAUUUGACCAAAGUCAAAGAUAAGGUGACAAUUUAUACUGCAAAAUAAUUUCUUGCAACCUCUGCAUCAAUUUAAACCAAAUUGCAAAACCUUCAAUUGUUUGCAGGUUGAAAAAUAUGCCGCUUCCUCCUCCUUCGCUCAAAGCAACUUUAGAACGAGUUCCUAGGUUAAACAUAAUGAUCCAUAGUUGUAAUUCAUGUUGGAACCAGCAGGAUGAAAGCGAGAUAACUAAGGCUCAAUAAUGCAACCACUAACUUAUACAUAUAAAUCCCAAGUUUGUCCACAGGGGGCGCCAAAAUCGACACAGUAAUAACAAUAAUAAUCUUUAUUUAUCUUGCACUUUUCAAAUAAGAAAGAAACAAUACAAGAUAACGCUUUGUAAGUUGGGACUACCUCUUAAAACGUUAGCAGCAUGUAAACUCCGACCGAAAUUUGGGAUUACAUCGGAAUCAGGCGACAUGUGAACGACGCCGGAGGGAAUAAUGAGCCUUCAGUCGUCUGCCGGAUUGAAUCCUGAUCUGACAAGUUCUCUUGGUCAAAGUUCCUCUUCAGCUUUUAUUCUUUUAUGAUGCACUGAGACACUGGAGCACACACACACACACUCACUCACACACACACACACUCACACACACACACACACACAAAGAAAAGUAUGCCAGAGUUCACAUCUGUGUAUAUUCACUGGAUUGUGCAAUAUUGUGUGUUUGACAGCAUCCCUCACUCUGUAACUUCACCCUCUGAUGACCACUGCACACGCACGGCCAAUGCAAAGACGAUGAUGAUGAUGAUGAUGAUGAUGAUGAUGAUGAUGAUGAUGAGAGCUGUGAAAUACAUGUGAGAAUUACUGUAAGACGUCCCAAACGGACUCUCGUGUUUCCCUCCAGACCUCUGCAGGCCCAAAGCUAACGCGACGGACUGACAGCAGCGAGACGGACGGACGGACGGACGGACGGACUCGGGGUUUGGCUCUCAGCCCAGAAACGCUGAGUGUGGUCAUUACGCGGUAAAACACUGGCGACCAGGAGAGUUUCUUCUUCUUCUUCUUCUUCUCUCUGAAGGACCAUUUACUCCCAACAUGUGUGAGCAAUGCAACGUCUGUACGCACACGCUUUUGUAAGCUUUCUAAAAAAAACCUGUUUGAUAUGCACACACUGUUGAAUAAAUCAUUUAUAUAUAUCAGAAAAUAUGGACUCAGAGAUUAGAUAAGGACGUUUGAAUGUUCCCAAGUGCUGUAAAUUGAGUUGAAAGGACACAUGAAAUAGUUUUAUAUUGUUUAAAUACGGUUUUAAUAUACGUCUGUUUAUGUAAGAGCUUGUUCCAGCCAAGAAAACAAACAAAAGCAGCCCCAGAUGUUCCCCUGCAGCGCCUCAAGUAGCUGCUUUUAUUGGCUCCUGUGACAACUGUUGUGGUAUGCAGAGGGCACCAUUACAGUGUUCUGUUUUCUUUAUGUCAUUGUGUUUUCCUCACGCACGCACAGUUUGAGUUUGGUGAAGUGUGUGAGUGAACGCACAUCAUUCCUAGAGAGACGAGCGGGCGCUGCAGGGGACGCCUGCAGAGGGCGAGCUGUGGCGGCGGGGCGAGCUCGAAGCUUUUAAUGAGAGUUUAUCUUUUUGUGAAAGACUUGAGAAGUUUGAUAUGUUUUGUAAGCUAAAUCUUCUGUUUUAAAUCAACUGUAAUUUUUGUUUCUGGUGUGGAUAUUUGUGGGUGAGAUGAUUAAAUACAGUCUAAAUAUCGA
Messenger RNA from Notolabrus celidotus (New Zealand spotty), 4971 nucleotides. Its product is annotated as neutral cholesterol ester hydrolase 1-like. Gene Ontology annotation, molecular function: carboxylic ester hydrolase activity. The record is from RefSeq and is a predicted model, not a curated record. Gene Ontology annotation, cellular component: membrane. NCBI's taxonomy places the organism in Eukaryota, Metazoa, Chordata, Actinopteri, Labriformes, Labridae. The transcript is spliced from 5 exons. Bases 99 to 1319 code for a protein of 406 amino acids.